CAUAACAAUAUAUGAUUUGUCUAGACUGACUCAUUUAAUAAAUAAGACAUAUGGCAUCUAUAGGACAUAAACCACAGUCCAUAUGCUUUGAUGCAACUAGCUUUGAUGGCUGGUUAACACCAUGGACUGUACAUAACGUUAUACAGUGACAGUACUUUUUUUUCUGGAAUACAUGUAUACCUAUGCAUUCAUGCAAUUGUCAGAUUGAUCAGGCCAGGCCACUUAUUUCCAGUGUUCAGCUGUGCAGUUUUGGUUAGCAUGUGUCCAUCACAGCCUCGGCUUUCUGUUCUUGGCUGAAGACGUUGAACCUGCUGCUGUUGCUGUCCCUCCACCCUCAAUGUAUUGUGUAUCCUGAGAUGCUUUUGUGCUCACCACAGUUGUACAGGGUUACAUUUAGAUACUUUUCUGUGUAUCUACUCCCAGUUUGAGUUAUUUGAAGUGUUUCCUCACAAGCUUUUCAUUGAUGUUAAAAAAAAAGAAGACGUGUCUAUGAUUUUGCUACAAUGCUACAAUAUCAUUUCAAUAUGUUAAAAUGAGUUUCCAAAAAGUACCCGGAUGGUCUUACUAUUUUGAGUAGAUUUUAGUAGCAAAGUGACACUUUUAGCUAAUAUUGCCCACAACUCCUAGCAGGAGGGAGGAAGAGGUUUGUCAGAUAGUUAAAUAGGACGUACACUUAUAUUGCCAAACGUUUUGGGAUGUCUGCCUUUACAUGCAUAUGAACUUUGAUGGCAUCCCAUUCUUAAUCUGUAGGGUUUAGCAGGGUUUAACACCCUUUGCAGCUAUAACAGCUCUCUAAUAGCUCUCUUUUGGGAAGGCUUUCCACAAGGUUUAGGAGUGUGUUUAUGGGAAUUUUUGACCAUUCCUCUAGCAGCACAUUUUUGAGGUCAGUCACUGAUGUUGGACGAGAAGGUCUGGCUCGCAGUCUCCGCUCUAAUUCAUCCCAAAGGAGUUCUAUCAGGUUGAGGUCAGGACUGUGCAGGCCAGGCAAGUUCCUCCACACCAAACUCACUCAUCUGUGUCUUUAUGGACCUUGCUUUGUAGAAGGGUGUGCAGUCAUGUUGGAACAGGAAGGGGUCAUCCCCAAACUAUUCCCACAAAGUUAAGAGCAUAAAAUUGUCCAAAAUAUCUUGGUAUGCUGAAGCAGUAAUAGUUGCUUUCACUGGAACUAAGAGGCCAAGCCAAAUACCUGAAAAAUUACCGCACACCAUAAUCCCCCUCCACCCCAACUUUACACUUGGCAAAUGAAGUCAGGCAAGUACCGUUUUCCUGGCAACUGCCAAACUCAGACUCAGUCCAUCAGAUUGGCAGACAGAGAAGCAUGAGUCGUCACUCGAGAGAACACGUCUCUACUGCUCUACAGUCCAGUGGCCGUGUGCUUUACACCACUGCAUUCGCAUUGCACUUGGUGAUGUAUAGUAGGGCCAGGAUGCAGCUGCUCGGCCAUGAAGACCCAUUCCAUGAAGCUCUCUACUCACUGUUCUUGAGCUAAUCUGAAGGCUACACGAAGUUUGGUGCUCUGUAGAUAUUUACUCUGCAGAAAGUUGGGGACUUCUGUGCACUGUGUGCCUCAGCAUGCUCUGACCCCGCUCUGUGAUUUUACAUGGCCUACCACUUCGUGCCAGAGUUACUGCUGUUUCCAGUUGCUAGUGAGGAAAUUUCACGAAUGGACUAGACAGGUUGUAACCUAUCACAGUACCAUGCUUGAAUUCACUGAGCUCCUGAGAGUGACCCAUUCUUUCAAAAAUGUUUGUAGAAGCAGUCUGCAUGCCUAGGUGAUUGACUUUAUAUACCUGUGGCCAUGGACGUGAUUGGAACACCUGAAUUCAAUGAUUUGGAGGGGUAUCCCAAAACUUUUGGCAACAUAGUGUAUUUUAGAGAGGUGGAAAUAUAAAACGAAAGGAACAGUAAAUUAAAUGACAUAGUAUAACUUAAAUAAGGAAUAAGGAAUGUUUGAUACACACUCAGAUGUAAUGCACAUUUUCUUUACAAAAAGAGUACACUUGGUAUAUAGUAUAAGUAGGUGAAUUGGGACACAUCAAUUGUAUCUUUGUGUCUGAACAGGGAUUUGUAUAAGGCAUUUUGGCAUUAUUAGGGCAAAAACACGGUUAAAAUAUUAAGUAUUGCCCCACAUUUAUAUUAAAAACAAACACAAAAUCAGCCACUGUAUACUGCUCAGUUCAAUACCCUUUAACAAUACGCCACACUGACUGGAAAAUGACUCAUGAUUGCCCUCUACAGGCGUAAAGUGGUAUCUGCAAUCAUUAAUGGAGAAAAGGUGAGUUCGCAAAGAUUCAUUUUCGAACAGAAUCCAAAAACCCUCCCAAAAAUUAAACAAAUCAAUGAAAUGUGUAAGUGAUAGAUCUUUUUUUUUAUUAUUAUUAUUAUCCAUGAACCUUAUAUCAACAGACCAUAUAGUUGGGUUAAAGCCAUUUAACUCAAGUGACCAGUUAAAGAAGCGAUAAGCAAACAAUAAUAAAUAUUUUACUGGGAUAUUAUACGACUUUAACAAUUAACAAAUGACUAGUAAUCUGUUCUGAUGAUCAGUACUCAAAAUCAGAGCCAGAGCCAUCAUAGAGUCGACUCCUUUAGUUUAUUGAAUCGAACAACGUCAGUAGGCGUUAGUACUUAAUGAAACUGACUGACUAAAAUUUAAAGUGAUUGCGUUUAGCGCAUGCGCAACAAACUCAACGCGCUGAUUGUGUGCGCAUGCGCAACAAACAGAUUACUAGUCAUUCUUACUAGUUAGCCUGGCAAACGGUCGGUUUUGUUUUUCUGUGGUAAAGUAGCGUUGUAAGAUUUUGUAGAUUUUUUACCAAAUUGAUGUCUCGGACAGUGACUAAAAAGUGAGUCCUCAGCAAGCAUGCCACAAAAUCUGGAGGAAAGUAAGAGAUUUCCCUCCUCCAUUAACCAGUGCACAUCUCCAUCACAAGCUGUUGUCCUAAAAAGGCGUCACUUCCAGCAUGCUCUUCCGUCUGGUAGGAGUGAAAAGGCAAAAAGGUUGGCUGUGUGCUGUGUUUUCUAAUGUGUAACAAACUGCUUCAAAUGAAACAGAAACAGUCUCUCAUUGGUUUAUCCCUUGCAGAAUGAGCAGCAAUGAGAUGGGAAAUGCAAAGACAAACGAAUUACUACUCUUGAAUAAAGUUGACCCAGCUGUUAAACCUAAGAGUUCCAACUCUGAAGAACUGACAUCAUAUCUGGAUGCAAAGCAUCUGCUCAGAGUUCCACGGAAGUAUCGUAUGAGGAAUCAGUAUGGAUACCUUUUUCCAAACAAACGUAUGGCAAGGGCACCAGCCUCUGCCACACGGUUACUUGCAUCACAUAUGUCAAGGUGUAGCAAGCUUACUCUCAGUGUCAGAAGUCUUAAACUCGGAAAACUAAACAUGAUUUUCAGAGGGUCUGCCACAUUUUCAGUGGAUUAUUUUGAGAUUAUGAAAGGAGUACGAAUUGAGGCAUUAGCGCUCACCAGCUGCGAAUGGUGCAGGGGACAUAGACUGCCGGCUCUGUUUCUGCAAAUGACCGAUGCAGCAUAUUGGCAACUGAGAGAGCAGAUUGCUACGUCUACAGAUAUAACGACAUGGGAUGGGUGUCUGAGUGAGAAUCAAGAAGAAAAAUACCUCAGCAUUAUCUUUGAGAGUGUGCCAACCGUUCUGGAGGAGGCCACGCUAGAAGAAAUAUUUACCGAAAUUGGUAGACGUAAGAAAUUAAGUCACUUCUGUGUCACGCUCACAUGUGAGGAAGCCAGUGACCGACUAAUGGCACAUAAAGAUUUGCAGAAGGAGUUGUACUCGGGUCCCUUCUUUCCCGACAUUCAGAGUGACAUAACCCUGAAUGUCUCAGACAGCGAAGAAGAAGAUGACCUGAUAGAGCGUCCAUCCUCACACAUUCAGUUAACCAAAAUACUGGUCAUAUACCCACCUCCCCCAGCUAAGGGUGGCUUUUCCAUUACUGAAGAAGACCUCAACUGUCUCAACAUGGGUGAAUACCUAAAUGAUGUGAUAAUGGAUUUCUAUCUAAAAUAUUUGGUCUGUGAGAAGUUACAGAAGGAGGAUGCCAACAAGUAUCACGUGUUCAGUUCAUUCUUCUACAAGAGUCUCACUCAAACUGACCUGAAGGAGGAUAUGGACAGUACAGGUUUAUCCAUUCAAGAGAGGAGGCAUAAUCGGGUGAAAACCUGGACCAGGCAUUUGGAUCUUUUCAAGAAGGACUUCAUUUUUGUCCCGAUUAACCAGUUCGCUCACUGGUACCUGGCUGUUAUCUGCUUCCCGGGCCAAGCUUCACACUGCUCCAAUAUGGAUCCUUAUGAGAGCAAGAAGGAGGAGGACCCCAUAGUGUUUUCUCCCAGCUCAAACCCAAUGUCACUUUUCUACAGACACCAAACAUCGGAGCAGGUUUUAAAGUGGAGUGCAUGUGAAGGUGAAAUGGACGAGGGAUUCAACUUUGUUUCGGACGAUGAACUAGAUAAUGAGUAUACUGGGACCAGCAGAUGUGAAUGCAAAAUAAGUGAUCCAGCUUUUAAACGGCCCUGCAUUCUCAUUAUGGACUCACUCAACUCUGGUGGCAAACCAACAGUGGUGAAAGUACUACAAGAGUAUUUGGAGAUGGAGUGGAGAGUGAGAAAGGGCUCAUUGUGGAGUUUUGGGAAACAAGCCAUGAAUGGAUGGAGUGUGCAGGUCCCACAGCAGGAUAAUCAUACUGACUGUGGGGUUUAUGUUUUGCAGUAUGUGGAAAGCUUCAUCACCAACCCACCAAGGACUUUCUAUCCUGCCAUGGAUCUGAGGGACUGGUUUCCACAGACGCUUGUAAAGAAAAAGCGGGAAAGAAUCAAAAGGCUUAUUCUUAGACUCCACCGGCAACAGAAAGCUGACCUAGGAGAAUGAGUGCCACCUAAAGAUUCUCUUCGAUAUUGCAGAAGUAACCCCAAUUCAGACAGCUCAGCUCUCAAAUGUCUAGAAAGAUAAAAUAUUGUUUAAUGUAUUUAGACAAAGAACAAUUUAGUUUGUAAGAUUGUGAAAACAGUA
Molecule: messenger RNA, 5018 nt
Organism: Hemibagrus wyckioides
Lineage: Eukaryota; Metazoa; Chordata; Actinopteri; Siluriformes; Bagridae
Gene: senp6b
Product: SUMO specific peptidase 6b
Exons: 17
Coding region: 3084-4877 (597 amino acids)
Biological process (GO): protein desumoylation; regulation of spindle assembly; regulation of kinetochore assembly
Cellular component (GO): cytoplasm; nucleus
Molecular function (GO): SUMO-specific endopeptidase activity
Source: RefSeq, a predicted model, not a curated record